Sphaeroforma arctica JP610 is the source of this 3236-nucleotide messenger RNA. RefSeq lists its product as hypothetical. Lineage: Eukaryota; Ichthyosporea; Ichthyophonida. Gene Ontology annotation, biological process: transcription initiation at RNA polymerase II promoter. The record is from RefSeq and is a predicted model, not a curated record. Gene Ontology annotation, cellular component: transcription factor TFIID complex. Gene Ontology annotation, molecular function: RNA polymerase II general transcription initiation factor activity; chromatin binding; transcription cis-regulatory region binding. The transcript is spliced from 14 exons. The annotation marks the transcript as partial.
GAAUGGUGAAGGGUCUGUGCUGAGUAUUUCAACACACGCCUUCCUCCGAUUGGUCAAGAAAGCCUCUGGUCAGGAGCUCAAGGUGUUUGCGGACGUGUGGAUAUACAGAGCGGGUUGUGUGCGAUUCCACGUCAAUUUCAAAUUCAACCGCAAAAGGUCGUCCAUCGAAUUUGCGCUGCGCCAGACGGCUAUAGGACUACCGCCUGGUACCAAGUUCUCGGGCCCAGUGCGAAUACGGGUGCAGGAGAUGGACGGCUACACCACACACGACAUGCACAUAGAGGACACAAUCCACAAGCAGGAUUUCACCUGCCGUUCCAAGUUCCGUAGGGCCCGAAAACGUAAAGUGCGAUUACCCACCGGAGAGGAGACAGACAUCGAGUUUCUGGAUCAGGCCGAUACGCCCAUCCUGUUCGUGCGCUUUGAUCCCGAGUUCUUCUGGUUGCGACAGGUUGUGUUUGAGCACGAGGAUCUGCCGGCAGACUACAUGUGGAUCUACCAGAUGCAGUAUGACCGCGACCCGUACGCGCAGAAACUGGCCAUUGAAGCACUCGCGAGAUUCCCCUCGGCCUAUGUACACGACGCUAUACUAGAUGUGGUCACCAACCCCGAGUUCUUCUACCAAACGCGCAUUAGUGCCGCCAAAGGCCUGGCCACCCACCCACGCAUCACCGUAGAAGAAAACGGCGUGAGUCAUCUCAACCACAAUCUCAAAGUGGGGUCGCAAUUGUGGGGAUGGGAGUCGCUCAUCUGGGCGUGCAAGCACAUGUACUUCAACACGUAUCAGAAUGGCAACCAGUUUGUGCGCCAGAACGACUUCUCAGGGCUACGGGAGUACCUGGUGCAGAAGAGCAUUCCCCUGGCUCUGAGCGCCGCCCGGGAUCUGAAUGGGAACGUGCCAUUAGACGUGUUAGAAUUCAUCUUGCACAUGAUCGACUUUAACGACAAUAAAUACAACCUGUUCUCGGACAACUACUACGUGAUGAGCAAUCUGGACGCCCUCGCCGGUGCCUUGUCUCCGAGUGCCGAACAGUCCAACGACAUCGUGGACGACAAACUGCUGGGCAGGAUAGUAUCUACGAUCACGCGGCUACAGAACAUGGACAUGCUGAUCCCAUCGUAUCGGUGGUGUGUGACGCAGGGAUGCUUGAGGGUACUGACCCAACUGUGUCUGAGCGAUCGCUUCCACAUCGACAACCUGCUCCAAUUACUCACCAAUCUCGCACAGUAUGGGCAGUUCCGGGCGUUGCGAGUUGUGGCUGUGGAGUGUAUGGCUGCGCUGAGUGAACAGCUCAAAAUGCAGUGCGUAGUGUUUAUCGUCAAUUGCGCCGAGCACGACCCAGACUACGGCAUGAGACAGAUAGCUAUACGGACCUUACGUAGUUCAGAGAGCUUUAUCCGCUGGGCAAAGGGGAUGAGUUCUUGGGCACUGGUUGAAAAGCUGUGGUACAUGAUGAACGUACACUGCCGCUACGACAUAUACCUGCGAAUGGAGGUGAUGAGUCUGUACAAGCACAUCUGGGGCUUCAACACGCCGAACAGUACCAGGAACAGGCGCAGAUACGACCGCAAGAACCUCGGGGGAAAUCAGCUGACUGCAGGUACGUCAUCAACGGGGUCAAACAUUAUACGCGUGCGCUCGCUCAGCCGCAUGAAGAACAGGGACGAGGCGACGCCCAACGAUACCACAGGCACGUCUGGUGACGGCCUACACCGCAAGGACACCCCCACUAUCAUCAGCCUAGUACACGGGAAGCGCAAGCUGGAUGUGGAUGGCGAGUUCCACAGUACACCCGGCAAUACGGGGGAUGGCACACACACACACACGCACAGGCACGGGCACGGGGAAGGCGAGGGACCAGGGACUAGUGCAACACACGAGCAUGCACAGGAGAACACCCUCCCACAGUACAGUAGCCAUGGGGCGCAGGCUAGCGGCAGCAACAGCGGCAGCACUAUUCUGAAGUUCAGGCGGCUAUCGGCAGGCCUGGUGUCGGGUAGUGGUGGUGGUAGUGGUGGUAGUGGUGGCGGUAGUGGUGGUAGUAGUGGUAGUGGUGAGGGUAAAGAUAAGGCACAGGUAGGGGAUGGUGCGACUGCGGACGAGCAUGUAGGGGAUACGAUGGAUGUGGUUAUAGGCCAGGGCGUGGGUGUAGAUACAGACCCCAGUGACCACCCGACACUGGCCGUUGGUGGUAGGGCUAGGGCAAGCUACCGGGAUGGGAGGAGUGGUGCAGACAACCAUGGGGCUGUGAACAGCUCAGUUGAUGAAGGCGGAGUGUUGGAGGACCAGGCACAAGACACACGCCGCAUGGACAGCAGCGAUAGGACUACCAACGGCACUACCAGCCAGGGCGGUACCAUACUCAAGUUCACGCGCAGUAGUGUGGAGAGUGUGAGUAAGAGCGGAGGCGCCGCAAGCGCCGGUGGUGGUCUGGCUGCGGGUGCGAGUAGGGAGGAUGGAGGGGGUGAUGAUAUGGAGAUGGGGCAUGGGGGGGGUCUUCGGGAGGGCCUCGUCGGAAACGGAGGCGCAAAAUCUGAUACCGAGGGGAAUGAGCCGCAAAUAGACGCUGACUGUACGCCCGCUUGUGCACAGGAGGACGAUGCAGCCGGGGAGACGCAGUACACGGAAGAAGAGCGCGAGAUCUAUGCUGAGCUGGAGCAAGGCGAGACACGUGCGGGUGUGCCCGAGGCCAGCAGCCCUUAUACGCAUACGCGUGGGUAUGAGAACAGCCAGGGCCAAGACAGUGCGUCGAACAGACGCGAAUCCAGCGGGAAGAUCGUCAUCAAUCGCGCGGAUUUGGGCGUGUCGAUGCGGUAUGACGGCGCGGGUGCGGGCGAGGGUGAGGCGCAUAGUGCCAGUGAUGGGAGCGUCGGUAGUCAUGGUAACCGUCCGAGAGCGUUCGACGCGAGUGAAGGGGCUGCUGCGGGUUCUGGGUAUAGUGCUGGUGAAGACGGCGAGGUGCGCGAAAAUCUGAAAAUCAAGAUGUCGGCUCCGUCACUGUCAGGAGAGAAUUCACAGAGAUCGGAACGUAAAAAGCACAAGAAACGACAUAAGGAAAGGCACAAAUAACGUCAUAGGGACGAUCGUCACGAAGACCACAGGCACACCUCCCAGCGUGCCCGAGAGGAUGUGUACUCGGAGUGACAGCGCAAUGCGACACACGUACAAGAAUAAACGUAUUGUGUGGAUAAAAGUUUGAUAAAGAAUAAAUGUAUUAGGAUGGACAACCUCCGUG